Messenger RNA from Silurus meridionalis, 2092 nucleotides. RefSeq lists its product as uncharacterized. The transcript is spliced from 3 exons. Gene Ontology annotation, biological process: DNA integration; DNA recombination. NCBI's taxonomy places the organism in Eukaryota, Metazoa, Chordata, Actinopteri, Siluriformes, Siluridae. Bases 1 to 1659 code for a protein of 552 amino acids. Gene Ontology annotation, molecular function: DNA binding. The record is from RefSeq and is a predicted model, not a curated record.
AUGUCCGAAGCGCCACCUCAAUCGCAGAGUGAUGGUGACGUCACUGUGCUUACGCUCUCCAUCACUGGAAAAAUCGCGUUUUCUCGAGUCGGGAACCCGCUGGGGGCUGUUUCCCUGAGGAAAGUAGUGACGACAGAUGCGUCACUCGCAGUUUCUUCGGAGUCACCACGUAUUGGUCAGAUCAGACAAUACGACGGCGGUGGCGCAUAUAAAUCGCCAGGGCGGAACGCGCUCUCCUCGACUUCACCGUCUAGCGAGAUCUCGUGGUGUGGGGCAUGGAGCAUUUCCUGUCGCUGCGGCGACUCAUGUGCCGGGAAUGUUGAAUGCGGGCGGAUCUCUUGUCCAGGGAAAUCCCUGUACGGAGAGUGCCCACCCGUGGCCAAACGUUCUGCUUUACGCAUUUCCUCCUCUAAGUUUGAUCGUGCCGACUCUACAAAGAGUAAGAGAAGGCGGUCACUCUGUCAUACUAAUCGCUCCCAACUGGCCAGGGAAAGUGUGGCUGACGGAGAUUUUCCAACUCCUGCACGAUCGACCCUGGCCUCUCCCGUUGCGCAGGGAUCUCCUCUCGCAAGCGCGCGGAGAGAUUUUUCACCCGGCACUGGACAGAGUAGCUCUCUGGGCCUGGCUCGUGAGAGGAUGAAUCUCAGUGUCGCUGGUUUGCCUCCGAAGGUGAUUGAGACGAUUCAGAAUGCGAGAGCAGCUUCGACGCGCUCUGCGUAUGAUAGGAAGUGGAGUGUGUUUGAACUAUGGUGUGCUCAGAGACAUAUCAUCCCUUUUCACUGUUCUGUGGCAGAUGUGUUGUGCUUUUUGCAAGAACUUUUGGAUAAGGGCAGGGCGUUCUCAACCGUUAAGGUUUAUCUCGCCGCUGUUUCUGCUUGCCACAUAGGGAUUGACGGUAAUACUAUCGGUCAUCACCCGCUCGUGUGCAGGUUUAUGAAGGGAGCGCGGCGUCUGAGCACGUUCUCAAAGCCGCUGGUUCCGCCAUGGGAUCUGUCAGUGGUCCUGAGCGCGCUCUCUCAGUCUCCUUUUGAGCCGAUAGAGAGUAUUGAUUUAAAGCUCCUGUCGCUGAAGGUCGCUUUGUUAUUGGCUCUUUCUACCGCGAAGCGGGUUAGUGAACUUCAUGCUUUGUCAGUUCAUAUCUCCUGUAUGCGGUUUGCUUCGGAUUUCUCGCGAGUGGCUCUCAAGACUAAUCCGGCUUUUAUCCCGAAGGUGUGCGAGUCAGCUUUCGCCUGCAGGCAGGUGGAUUUGGUGGCUUUUCAUCCGCCUCCUUUUUCCUCAGCGGAGGAGGAGCGGCUUCACUGUCUGUGUCCUGUCCGUGCGUUACGUCACUAUGUUGACAGGACGGAAGGUUUGAGACGGAGUAAUCAGCUGUUUGUUUCAUGGGUCGAUUCCCGUAAGGGCAGUCCCGUUUCCCGACAGCGCCUGUCCCAUUGGCUCGUGGAGGCUAUUAUAAUGUGUUAUAAUAGCGUGGGUCUCAACCCUCCGGAAGGACUGAGGGCUCAUAGUACCCGAGGCUUGGCCACCGUGGGCGCUUUUAAGGGUGUUUCUAUUCAGGACAUCUGUGCGGCAGCAUGCUGGGCUUCGCCGCACACUUUUGUCCGUUUUUAUAGGCUGGAUGUCACGGAGCCUUCGCUGGCUCAUUCAGUCCUGAGUGUGUAAUAUAUAUUGUGUAUAUAUAUUGAAGGUAUGAUUAUAUAUACAUGUAUUGUCCAUGCUUAUGUGUUUGGUCAUGUAUACGUGUAUACGUUAGGGAAUGACAACGGGUGAUGACAUUGUGGUUCGGAUGUUUGUCAUUUCUCUCACUUUUCCUCUCUCUUCAGUGAGAGGGAUUAUCUCUUUUCAUCACAUCACUGAGUUGGUUGACACCUGCUUCGGACAGCAUAUCUGCAAUACGGGAGUUGUCUAUAUCCCAUAGUGAGAUACCGAGCGAAUGUUUGAAAGAGAACUUUAGGUUACUUACGUAACCCCGGUUCUCUGAUAACAUGAGUGAGGUAUCUCACCACACUUCCCUCCUUGCAGUGCACGGAGAAGAGAUAUGUGAGAAUGAGGCAGGGACCGCCAGCAGCGGUGUAUAUAGGGAGGCGGGACUCCC